Messenger RNA from Oreochromis niloticus (Nile tilapia), 3313 nucleotides. It is a transcript of the gene tti1, whose product is annotated as TELO2 interacting protein 1. The record is from RefSeq and is a predicted model, not a curated record. The transcript is spliced from 15 exons. Gene Ontology annotation, cellular component: cytoplasm. The coding region runs from base 193 to 3225 and encodes 1010 amino acids. NCBI's taxonomy places the organism in Eukaryota, Metazoa, Chordata, Actinopteri, Cichliformes, Cichlidae.
UUAGUUUACGUCAAACAUGUGCGUCGUUGGCGCAGACUCAUGAUGCUGGUAAUCAGCACAGCUUCAUCUGUUUGUAAAAAUCUAAUUUUUCAUUGUAAAGUCAAGCCUUUUCAGUCGCUUUCACGGAAGGAGGGGUCCACUUAAACCUAACAAUGUGAAGCCAUUCUCCGUCACCUAAGCACCCCUGCAGUGAUGCCUCCAGCCAUGUCUCAAAUAAGCGAUCCAAAGAUUGCUUUUGCCUACUUGCGCCCAGCCUGUGUCCUGCUCACCCGAGAGCCCACAGUGGUUAAUGUGGAGACACUCAAAGGCCAGUUAAAAGAAGUCAACGAUGCCACGUUGCAGCAGCUUCAGGAGUACGUCCUCUUCCCUCUUCGAUUUGUCCUUAAAGUCCCCGGGGCUAAGAAGGAGCAGCUGGUGCAGUCUGUGACCGAGGCAGUAAGCUAUGUUUUGGAGAACACUUGCAUCCACAGCUGGGAAACCCUCCACGACCUCUUUUCCGAGCUUUGCCUGUGCCUGUCCUCUUCAGCUGAUCCUGGGAAGCCUGCAGAUACGUCAGAGGAGCUAAAAUCAGCUGUUCUGAGGUGCCUGGAUGCCCUGCUUCAUGCUGCUUAUGGUGAUAUAGUGUUCAAACUCUUUGAACCGAUUAUGCUGCCUGGGCUGGGUGCUGCCGUUUCACUGCUGCUAGCUUUGGGAGAGAAGGAGAAAUCUCGAGAUAUACAGACAGCAGCCUUGAAGUGCCUCCAGGCUUUGACUCUGCAGUGUGACUGCACCCAGGAACACGUAGUCCCAUCAUCAGAGGAGCGAUGCUCUGUAGGCAGCGCCAUGGCAUCAUUUUUACCUGGAAUCACCAUGGCUACGGCCAGGAUCAUUACAGGAGAUUUGAGGCAAGGCCAUGCAGUCACAGUCCGGGCCAUCAAGGUUUGGUCCAGGACUGUGGAGCUUGUCAUGGAGGAUGUCCAGCUUCAGUCCACUGAGUCCUAUAAGACUCCCUCUGCAGACCUGGGGAGGAUCGGACAGCUCAUGGUCCUUCGGACACCGGAGUGGGUGAAGAACACGGCUGGGAAGCUGUCUGUGCUGCUCAAGAAGAUAAUCUCGUGCACUUCAGCGCACCAGCACUGGAGGGUUAGACUGGCAAUGGCGGAGUUGGCCGAUCACCUGCUGGCCAAAUGCAGUCAGUCACUGACUGAGUGUGUAGGAUCACUACUAGAAGCACUGGUGGGGGCAAUCAAUGAUGUGGAACCUAGAGUCAGAGAGAGGUGUGAAGUUGCUCUCAGAGAGGUAUCCCAGAGGAAUCAGAGGUGCAGCGGCAGCAGUGGCACGCAGACCUUCACUGACAUCUUGUCUGAGAAUCUCCACUCUUUGGCCACCUCCCUACCCAGACUGAUGAGGACCUCUGAUGACCAGAAGAAGCUCUUUGUUCUCAACGUGUUUUUGGGCUACUUAAAAGUCUUAGGACCGCUUGUCUCUGUGGUGCUCAACUCAGCUGCACAUCUGGAGAGGAUUUGCAAAGCCUUAAUGCAGGUGCUGGAACUCGAUGUGAUGGACGUUCGCAUUGUGGAGGAGAGGAGUUACGCUGCUGCCGUGGAGACGAGCACCGGCUCCCAUGAUUCCUACACCGCUCACACACAGAGGAAGCAUUUUCUCUACUUCACAGAUGAGAAAAUCUUCUCUGUGCUCAUGGAGAUCUGUCGCACAUUAGGUUAUUAUGGCAACAUCUACCUGCUGACCGAUCAUCUGCUGGACUUGUACUGCCAGUCUUCAGUGUACAGAAAGCAGGCUGCCAUGGUGUUAAAUGAGACAGUCAGAGGUGCAGCAGGUAUCGCUGUGGCAGACCAGAGUCAGGGUUUGGAGACCAAAGUUCGUGAAAGUCCUGCCACCCAGGAAGAUAUUAAAGCAGCAGCUGUUUCUAUCAUUGAGGAAUACACCAGCCUGAACAACUGGCAUUUGAUUACAGUCAGCGAGGAGACGGAUAGAGACCGACAGGAUCAGCAGCUGCUCAGUCCAUCCAGACUCCUCUCCAUAUGCAACAGUGAUGCCGGCUCUCUCUACCUGCUUAAUGACGUAUCACUCAACCUUCAGAGACUCAGCCAGCAUCCACAGGCUCCACGGGUGUUGACAGUUAUGUUGACUCACUCUGACUGCAGUCUGCUGCCGCUGGUCGGGGACAUCGUUCAGGAUGUGCUGACGGCUCUGGAUCUCAGCUACGAGCGCACAGCUGCUCUUUUCUGCUCCGUGCUGCACGCGCUCAUGAAGGCACUGGCGAGGUGGUUUCCUUCCACUUGUAGCAGGACCAGUAAGUCUGCCAGCUCCAAUCAAAGCUCCAGUGACCAGGAAGACCUCAGCAUUCGCCAAUUCCUGCUGAAUUACCACAAACAGAAGGAACUGGCAGAGGGCAUUGGAAUAGAGGACGAUGACACCGAAGACAGAGAGGUCCCUCCCACUGAGUGUAAGGAUGUUGAAGAUGCUGGUAGUCCUGAUGUGAAAGCAGAGCUUCCCUCCCACCUCAGCAUCACUAAGGAUGUUAUGGAGCGCUGCAUUCAUCUGCUGUCUGAUCCCAGCCUCAGGCUCCGACUCAAGGUACUGGACGUGCUGGAGUUGUGCGUUCAGGUGCUGAGUGAGAGGGAAAACGAACUGCUGCCUAUGGCUCAUCGCUGCUGGCCAGCACUCCUGCAGAGACUCACAGCCGAUGACCCAUUAGCAGUCCUCAGAGCCUUCAGGGUGCUGUGCGUGCUGGGUGAAACAUGUGGGGACUUUCUGAGGAGGAGGGUUUCUAAAGAGGUUCUGCCCAAGCUGAGCGCCUCUCUGGCACGGCAGGCUCCGAUCAGCGCCAAGGCUGGGCCUGUCUACACACACACCCUGGCCUACAAACUGCAGCUGGCUGUAUUGCAGGGGCUGGGCUCACUGUGCCAGAGACUGGAUCUGGCUGAAGCAGACCUAGAUGCUGUUUGUGAAGCCUGUCUACCCUACCUGAGCUCCAGACAACCCAUCAGACUGCAAGAAGCCUGUUUAAGUGUGUUCCGACACUUAAUCCAGGUGGAUCCAGACACCUUCUGGUUUACACUCAAUGAGCUGCACUGCCCGUCCUCUUACAUCCCACACCACCCCGACCUCCUGCCGGUGCAGCUGAACGGCAUGGGCAGGCCGAGAGAUGAGUUCUCGGACAACGUAUUCAAACUGCUCAAGGAGGAGUUUGGCUCUGAGACAGUUAACCAGCCAGUCAGCUAAUGAGCUGCUGCUUGAUGCAAUGAUGAUGAUGCAGUGUACAUAAAGUUAAAAGAUUAAAGCUAAUAAAACAAAUUUCAUAUGUGUGCAU